AUGACCAAUCACACGCUGAUGAUGGAAUUCUUGCUCAUGAGAUUCACUGAGAGUUGGACAUUGGUGAGGCUAUAUGCUGCAUUCUUCUCACUCAUCUACCUAGUGGUGACAAUGGAAAAUGUUCUCAUCAUCAUCCUCACAAUUUUUGACCAACGUCUCUGCAUCCCAAUGUACUUUUUCCUCAGGCAUUUGUCAUUUUUAGAUCUGUGUCUCAUUUCGGCCACUGUACCCAAAUCCAUAGUCAACUCCAUCACCUUCACUGACUCCAUCUCUUUCCUGGGAUGUGUGUUGCAGCUUUUCUUGGUGGUGCUCCUGGCAGGGUCAGAGAUUGGCAUUCUCACUGUGAUGUCUUAUGACCGCUAUGUUGCUAUUUGCCGCCCUCUGUAUUAUGAGGCUGUCAUGAACAAGGGGACAUGUGUUCAGAUGAUGGCUGUAUCCUGGAUCAAUGGUGGGGCCUUGGGAAUCUUGUACUCAGCUGGGACAUUCUCUCUCAAUUUCUGUGGCUACAAUAAGAUACAUCAGUUCUUCUGUGAUGUUCCUGCACUUCUACAGAUCACUUGUUCUGAAGAACAUAUCACCAUUGACAUCAGUGUGGCCAUUGGGGUCUGCUAUGCAUUUUCAUGUUUAGUUUGCAUUGUGGUCUCAUAUAUAUACAUUUUCUCCACAGUGUUAAAAAUCUCAUCCAGACAGAACCAAUCAAAAGCCUUUUCCACCUGCUUGCCUCACCUCAUUGUGGUGAGUGCAUUUCUCAUAACAGGUGCUGUUGCCUACUUAAAGCCAGUCUCUGAUGCACCUUCUUCUCUAGACCUUCUGGUGUCUGUGUUCUACUCCAUGUUGCCACCAACCUUGAACCCCAUUAUCUACUGUCUGAGGAACAAAGAUAUUAAAUUAGCUGUAGGUAAAAUCCUAUGGAGUGUUAGGAACAACUGA
Molecule: messenger RNA, 930 nt
Organism: Orycteropus afer afer
Lineage: Eukaryota; Metazoa; Chordata; Mammalia; Tubulidentata; Orycteropodidae
Product: olfactory receptor 14K1-like
Exons: 1
Coding region: 1-930 (309 amino acids)
Biological process (GO): G protein-coupled receptor signaling pathway
Cellular component (GO): membrane
Molecular function (GO): odorant binding; olfactory receptor activity; G protein-coupled receptor activity
Source: RefSeq, a predicted model, not a curated record